AUGGCGCUCAACCCCAUUCCCCUCAAUCAGUGCGUCUGGGGCGAUUAUCUUUCGGCGCAAGAGGAAAGCCUUCCACAUCUUGCGGACGUUGAAGAUGUCACAGACAGGGUCAUCCGGAUCAUGGGCGGCAACCCGGGGGAAAUGCAACUCCAAGGGACUAACACGUACCUUGUGGGCACGGGCAAGUCCCGCAUACUCAUCGACACUGGUCAGGGAAUGCCCGUAUGGGCAACCAACAUCACCAAACUCCUUAAAGAACGAGACCUCGAAAUCUCACACGUCCUGUUAACGCACUGGCACGGAGAUCACACAGAGGGAGUUCCAGACCUAAUUGCCUACGAUCCCCGUCUCGCCUCCCGAAUCUACAAAAACCAGCCGAGCCCCGGUCAACAACCCAUCCACGACGGCCAAAUCUUCGAAACCGAAGGCGCAGUUAUCCGUGCAGUAUUCACGCCCGGCCACGCAGUAGAUCACAUGUGUUUCAUUCUCGAAGAAGAAAACGCCAUGUUCACGGGGGACAACGUCCUCGGCCAUGGGUACAGUGUUGCCGAAGACCUCGGCGAAUAUAUGAAAAGCCUAGAGAUUAUGCGCGGCCAAAAUUGUCAAUUUGGCUAUCCGGCGCACGGAAUCAAGAUUCUCAAUUUACCACGCACCAUUCAGCUAUAUAUUCGUCACAAGGAGCAGCGAGAACGUCAAAUUUAUCAUGCUUUGACCAAGGUUACUCGUACGGAUCAUAAUGCUAAGAAGAGCUUGACGGCUCGAGAGCUGGUUCAUGCGUUGCAUGGAGAUAUCCCCGAGGAGCUUUUUAAGAAUGCGUUUGAGCCGUUCUUGACGGAGUCGUUGUGGAAGCUUGCAGAAGAACGGAAGGUUGGGUUUGAGGUUGUUCGAGGACGACGUCAGUGGUUUUUGAAUAAGCGGGCAUGGCAGGUUAGCUCGGCGGCUUGA
Molecule: messenger RNA, 945 nt
Organism: Penicillium cataractarum
Lineage: Eukaryota; Fungi; Ascomycota; Eurotiomycetes; Eurotiales; Aspergillaceae
Gene: nscB
Product: metallo-beta-lactamase type thioesterase nscB
Exons: 2
Coding region: 1-945 (314 amino acids)
Biological process (GO): secondary metabolite biosynthetic process
Source: RefSeq, a predicted model, not a curated record